GUUCAGGGGACGACAUCUCUGAUCACAUGGGCAAACCCAAGGGCCCAUCGGGGAAGGUUAUGCCACCUGUAAAGCUUGAGCCAGGGCCCCCGGGAAAACCUGGACCUGAUGGCGUUUCAGGGCCUGCAGGACCACCUGGUACUCCAGGACCUAUGGGACCUCGAGGAAUGCAGGGUCCUAUGGGCCCUCCAGGGGCUCCAGCACCAGUGCGUUUCCACUACCUCUGCCACCCCCCCUACAAUAAACUGGGGCGUCAGGGUGGCAGUCUGGGACCACCCGCUCCCUACAAUUAUCCUCCUAAAGAUGCUCACUUUGCUGGUCACCAGGCAAGAUCUACUGACCAUCACAAAUCUCAUAAUCUGAGAGAUGAAAUGCGAGGGCGGGAGAAAGAGAGAGUCAAACACAGCUGAACACAUCUUCCCAAACAAGACGCUGUGGGCUACAGCUGAGAAGUUAUGGAAGUUGGGAAAACUCACGUCAUCAUAUGCUCUAUGUGACUAUUUAACACACAUAUUAAAGGCACUCUUUUCUGAC
This is a messenger RNA of Sardina pilchardus (European sardine), 534 nucleotides long. Its product is annotated as EMI domain-containing protein 1-like. NCBI's taxonomy places the organism in Eukaryota, Metazoa, Chordata, Actinopteri, Clupeiformes, Clupeidae. Bases 27 to 410 code for a protein of 127 amino acids. The transcript has 6 exons. The record is from RefSeq and is a predicted model, not a curated record.